This is a messenger RNA of Amphiprion ocellaris (clown anemonefish), 3609 nucleotides long. It is a transcript of the gene btbd3b, whose product is annotated as BTB (POZ) domain containing 3b. The record is from RefSeq and is a predicted model, not a curated record. Gene Ontology annotation, cellular component: cytosol. The transcript is spliced from 4 exons. Gene Ontology annotation, biological process: neurogenesis; dendrite morphogenesis; cerebral cortex development. NCBI's taxonomy places the organism in Eukaryota, Metazoa, Chordata, Actinopteri, Pomacentridae. Gene Ontology annotation, molecular function: protein binding. The coding region runs from base 649 to 2202 and encodes 517 amino acids.
UGUAGUCAGCAGAACGAGAGGCUGAGCGGAGCGGCGCAGCAUCCACAGCUACAGCAUCCUGCAGAUGACUCUGCUCCAUGGAGGAGAGGAAGGGAAAAAAAGAGCCAGCGCUGGAGAGAAAAAGGUAGCUCCACAGAUGAAGAGAGGCAGAGAGGGGGAGACAGGCGCAGCGGGAGUAAGAGUGCGAAAUGAAAGGAACUGAGUAAACACCGCUGCCUAAGGAUCACUGCAGUUCUACUAAAUCUGGAGCUGUCACGCCAACCCUCAGCGAAGCAGUGAGUGAGAGAGGCAAGAAAACAGAGGAGGAAAAAAAAGAAGUGAUUUGAAGAGCUGACCUCAUCACCCUGGAUGAGCAGGGAUGGGAACCCCAAGAGCCUCUCCAUCAGCAGAUCAAACUUCACACAGGAAAAGUGCCUUCAGAUCACCAGUCUGAAUCUGCCACUUCAGAGGAGUGACAUAUACGGCAAAAGAAGAGUUAUCCUGGUAGUUCCCUAAAGGUCGAACAAACCUCAUACAGGAUCUGUGACUACUGCACUGCUCAGCACAGCUCAAGUCUCUCUUCCCCCCUCAGUCCUCCUUCGCACCUGCCUGCUCUUGGCGAAUGUCUUCUCUGCAUACACUCCCACUGCUCAGCAGUUGAACACACUCAUGGUCGAUGCCAAGGGAAGGAACAUGAAAUGUCUGACUUUCUUCUUAAUGCUUCCCGAGUCAGUGAAAAGCAAGUCAAGUAAAAGCUCCAAGAAGGGGAAUGCCAGUGGCAGCUCCAAGCUGCCCCCAGUCUGUUAUGAGAUAAUCACUCUGAGGAGCAAGAAGAAGAAGAAGAUGGCAGCAGACAUUUUUCCCACCAAAAAACCGGCAUCCACCACCACAGUGCAACAGUACCAGCAGCAGAACCUCAACAACAACAACACCAUACAGAACUGUAACUGGCAGGGACUCUACUCCACUAUAAGAGAAAGAAAUUCAGUAAUGUUCAACAAUGAGCUGAUGGCAGAUGUUCACUUUGUGGUGGGUCAGCCUGGAAGGACUCAGCGACUGCCAGGACACAGGUAUGUGUUGGCUGUGGGCAGCUCAGUGUUCCAUGCCAUGUUUUAUGGUGAACUUGCUGAGAAUAAGGAUGAAAUUCAUAUACCAGAUGUGGAACCAGCAGCAUUUCUGGCAAUGCUGAAGUACAUUUACUGUGAUGAAAUUGACCUGAGUGCUGACACAGUGUUGGCCACUCUUUACGCUGCUAAGAAGUACAUUGUCCCUCACCUGGCACGUGCCUGCGUCAACUUCCUGGAGACCAGUCUGAGCGCCAAGAACGCCUGUGUGCUGCUUUCCCAGAGCUGCCUGUUUGAGGAGCCAGAGCUGACACAGCGCUGCUGGGAAGUGAUUGAUGCCCAGGCCGAGCUGGCGUUACGCUCGGAGGGCUUCUGCGACAUUGAUGCCCAGACCCUGGAGAGUAUCCUACAGCGAGAGACACUCAACGCUAAAGAGAUAGUGGUAUUUGAAGCUGCACUAAACUGGGCUGAGGCUGAGUGCCAGAGACAAGAGCUCACGUCUUCGACUGACAACAAGCGGAAAGUUUUGGGCAAAGCCAUGUACCUGAUACGCAUCCCUACAAUGGCUCUGGAUGAUUUUGCCAAUGGUGCAGCCCAGUCGGGCGUGUUGACGCUAAAUGAGACCAAUGACAUCUUUCUGUGGUACACAGCAGCCAAGAAGCCUGACCUGCAGUUUGUCAGCCAGCCGAGGAAGGGCCUGACACCCCAGCGCUGCCACAGGUUCCAGUCCUGUGCCUACCGAAGCAAUCAGUGGCGCUAUCGGGGCCGCUGUGACAGUAUACAGUUUGCAGUGGAUAAAAGGGUUUUCAUCGCUGGGUUUGGACUUUAUGGAUCUAGCUGUGGCUCAGCAGAGUACAGCGCCAAGAUUGAGUUGAAACGUCAGGGAGUACUGCUAGGACAAAACCUCAGCAAAUACUUCUCCGACGGCUCCAGCAACACCUUCCCAGUGUGGUUUGAGUAUCCAGUCCAGAUCGAGCCUGACACAUUCUACACUGCCAGCGUGGUUCUCGAUGGGAACGAGUUGAGCUACUUUGGACAGGAAGGAAUGACGGAGGUACAGUGUGGGAAAGUGACAUUUCAGUUCCAGUGCUCCUCAGACAGCACUAACGGCACUGGGGUACAGGGCGGCCAGAUUCCUGAACUUAUCUUCUAUGCUUGACAACACCUGCAUUAACAUUUGACUGAUUUCAGUGCACUUACAGAAAAUAGAAAUUUAUCACUUUGUGCAUAGUGUCACUUUCGGUUAUUAUUUAUUUUUGUCACUAUCGUGCAAAAAAAAAAAAAAAAAAACUGAUCUCAGACCUGUGAAAGGGCCUUAUGUGAUUUUGAUUUAAGUAAAUGGCCCACUUGAGUAGGACCAGAUAUACGUUUCAAGAUGUUGUUGUCCAAAUACAUGGAUUAACUAAAAGAUAAAAAAUAUCUCGCACUAGGUGUGCAUGUAUAUAUGAAGAUAUGUAAAUUCUGAAAUGUAUAUUAUGCUACAAUUGGGGCCAAUGCUGGCCAUAGAGAUAUCUUAUAUAAUGAAUAUGCUACAGUAUGUUUCUUAUUUCUAUGCUUGCAUAGAAUGCACAUAUAUAGCAGCAAUACUUCACAUUAUACGAUGAGCAUUUCAUGCCAUGACUCAGUCUGGACCAUCAACAUAAUAAUAUAAGUGAAAAAGGCUGUAUGAUAUUAAAAAAAUAACAUAAAACUUCAAGUCAUGAUCAAGAGCACUGUUUGUCCUGUUUUAGUAUGUAAUAUCCAUUUGUAUUUGAGAGGUUUCAACCGAAUUUGCAGCUUUUAUAAUUCUCUGAAUCUAGUAUUGGGGCACUUAGAGAGGGCUUGAGGGGUCUUAGAUUAGGGAGCACUAGAUAUACUGAGUCACACAACCCUUACAGUAUCUCUCUGUAGCAUGUUGCUCUCCACCUACACUCAUCUUAGUCACUUCAGCAAGGUUUUAUUUAGAUCAAUGUCAUUAUGUUUACAGGGAAAAUUAGGACUUGAAAUGAUUACCAUUCACUGCUACAUGGUAGAGUGAAAGAUUUCUUUGGUUUUCUAUCUAAAUCUGCCUGCACUGCAGUACUUACUUACAGCAUGGGCAGACCUGUUCCAUUUCAUCUGAUCUGUGUACUACUAAUUGUCCUGGCGCCUUCGUUUUAUUUACAGCAAAAAAGAUUAACGAUUGAUUCAGCGUUCGAAGCUGUUUAUCUUAUGGACUUUUACUUCUUUUUGUUAAAAACCCUGUGCACUCUGAACUGCUGGGCACUCCCUCCCAAUGUGAUCAUACAGUAUCAGCAUUUGCAGAAGCAUACUGUAUAUGCUACAGAAUUGCACUGAUGUUGGUCUGUAAAUGAAUUUGACAUUUUGUUUUACUUGAGGCAGAUUUUUAUUUUUUAUGUUUUUUUGAUUUACUGUGCUACUGAAUAUUCUAUCUGGUGUAGGAUAAACAUCCACAGGCUUGUCUGCUGAUGACAACGGAUGAGGAAACUGGUGUUCAUGUCCUGUGUUUACGUGCUACAGUGCUGGGAGACCAACGAAUGUGUAUGGUUGUUGAUGAUGCAAAUAAAACAAAACAAGUGGUAUAUAA